Messenger RNA from Effrenium voratum, 750 nucleotides. The record is from the annotation of a GenBank genome assembly. NCBI's taxonomy places the organism in Eukaryota, Dinophyceae, Suessiales, Symbiodiniaceae.
AUGGAUGCGGCAAUGGAAUGGCUCAAGAAGAAGGGUAUGGCCAAGGCUGACAAGAAAGCCGGCAACGUUGCAGUUGAGGGCUGCGUGGCAUCCUAUGUGCACUUCAACAACAAGAUUGCGGUCUUGGUGGAGGUGAACAGUGAGACGGACUUUGUCGCCAACAACGAGAUCUUCAAGCAGUUUGCUUCCGACGUGGCCAUGCAGGUAGCCGCCAAUGAUGAAGUGGUAUGCCUUACUACAGAUGACGUGCCUGAGGAUGUCAAGCAAAAGGAGAAGGAGACAGAGAUGGCCAAGGACGAAGACUUGGCUGGGAAGCCGGACAAUAUCAAGGAGAAGAUCGUGGCUGGCCGCCUGAGUAAGAAGUUUGAGAGCAAGGCCUUGAUGAAUCAGACCUGGCUGAAGGAUGAGGACAUCUCAGUCCAGGAGGCGGUGAAGCAAAUCAUCGCGAAGCUCGGCGAGAACAUCGUGGUGAGGAGGUUCGAGCGAUUGACGCUGGGCGAGGGCCUGGAGAAGAAGGAGACGACGACUUUGCGGCGGGCGUCGAGAAGGAGUUGGCCAAGUACAAGACUGAAGGCGAGGCAAAGGCUGAGGAGCCCAAGAAGGAAGAGAAGAAGGAAGAGAAGAAAGAGGAGAAGAGAAGGCGGAGAAGAAGGAGGUGAAGGUGUCGGCGGGCGACGUCCGAGAUCUGCGCGCCCGUUCCGGCGCUGGCAUCUUGGAUGCCAAGAAGGCGCUCAUCGAGUGCGAGGGUGA